Molecule: messenger RNA, 9607 nt
Organism: Microstroma glucosiphilum
Lineage: Eukaryota; Fungi; Basidiomycota; Exobasidiomycetes; Microstromatales; Microstromataceae
Exons: 5
Coding region: 81-9362 (3093 amino acids)
Biological process (GO): double-strand break repair via homologous recombination; error-prone translesion synthesis
Cellular component (GO): nucleus; zeta DNA polymerase complex
Molecular function (GO): nucleotide binding; DNA binding; DNA-directed DNA polymerase activity
Source: RefSeq, a predicted model, not a curated record
CUACAUCCUACCACGGCUCACCUCUCGUGGUACUCAAUAGCAGCCAGCAUGCACAAUGAGAAGCUAUAGCCGCGCUGGUCAUGCCCUCCUCGGCUACCGAGACCUUACCCAGAAACAGUGGCGGCAGCAGUGCAACCACGUCAAAGGCAAACCCUUCAGCAUCUGCCUCGUCUUCCACAUCUUCCGCACAGCGGCCGCCGACUGGUGAGACACGCAAUGGCGGCGUCCACAAUGAGACCGGAGAUACCUCGGCGUAUCUGCCACCCAACCCUCCGCUGAUACGCGUGCGUCUGAUCAAUAUCGAUCACGUACUCUGCAGACCCGGGCCUCAUGACCGCACAGACUGUGCCUUCUUGCCGCCAGGCGAGUCGCUACGCAAAGUACCGGUCCUCAGGAUCUUCGGUGCAACGCCAGCUGGACAGAGAGUAUGUCUGCACCUCCACGGAGUAUUUCCCUACUGCUAUGUACCAUACGAGGGCAGUCUGGAUCCAGAUCAAGUCCUCUUCUACAUCUCUCGACUUGGAGCAGAGCUCAAUGGCGCCAUCACAGCUUCUCUGCGCGGUAACCCAGCAACACCCGAGAGCCGCCAGCACAUUGCUGCCAUUCAUCUUGUCAAAGGUACGCCCUUCUACGGCUACCAUGUUGGCUGGCGGUACUUUCUGAAGAUAUCUUUCGUCGAUCCGAGUCACAAUUUCCGGCUGGCCACGAUCCUUCAGAGCGGGAGAGUGAUGAGAACCGAAUUUCAGCCCCAUGAAGUUCACAUCAGAUACCAGCUGCAAUUCAUGUUGGACUACAAUGUCUUCGGCUGUGACUACAUAGAUCUUCAAGACGCAUCAUUUCGGUUGCCCGUGCCCGAGGCCAAUGGCAGGGACUAUGAGGGUUGGAGAUGGGAUACGGACACAGUGCCAAAGUCUCUCGUACAACCAGAGGGAGUCCACCGAACCUCCUUCUGCGCAUUAGAGAUCGACUCGGCUGCCAAGUACGUGCUGAAUCGCCGCAACAUUCAUGCCCGACCCAUUCAUCACGACUUUGAUGAGGAUGACCAUGCAGACUUGGGGGCAAAUGAAACGCUCGUGCCAAGUCUGAGCGGUUUGUGGGAAGAAGAGGGCAAAAGAAGGAUCAAGGCCGGCUUGCCUGCCACGCCACCUCCUCCUGACCCUUCCAAAGACCAAAGGGUGCUGGGUGAAGGAGAGGCGCCCCAGUGGAUGGCAGAAGAGCGAUUGAGAGCGCUCCUGGACGCUAGGAUCACAUUAGACCAGAGGGCAGGCGGUAAGAAGAAGCCGAGAGACUUCACAAAGCCUCAUCCUCUCGAUCGUCACAUCGCUACAACAUUCGACAGCGUAGAGAUCUUUCACCGAAAAGCUCACGAGGUGCCAGAUAGCGAGAGCUCGGCAGACUCCAAGGGUCGCAGACCCACACAACCACCGCCAAGCACGCUCUUUGAUCUAGAGCACUUUGUUUCUCAAGGCUCUCAGGCUCGAUCGCAGUCAGACAACAUAAAGGAAGAGCUGGACGCAGAGUUUUUCGGCACUCAGGCCUUUCAGAGUGAUAUUCUCGAAAUGGAGGCGCAGUUGGGUGGUCAAGACUCUGACGACGAAUUUGACGAGGACUUCGAUGGAGCUGAGCAUAACGGUGCGGAUGACACUUCUUCAGAGCCUCGCACACCUCGCAAAGAUCGCAGUUUUCGAUCUUCGACCCCAAGAACACCGGUCACGCCGCAUAGGCAGACGCCUGCGAACGUCAGUAAUGCCAAGUCUGCAUUGCGUACUCCAUCGAAGGCUCUUGCAUCAACGAAUACUGUCCGCUUCCACUCUCCGCUUCGACAAGGAUCCACUUCGCGGCCUCCUUCUCCUGACAGUCCGGCAGACGUUGUCGACGCAUCCUCGCCCCUCUUUCAUAGCAGUCUCCCUACUCAGAGAUCUGGCGGUCUGCCUGCCGCUACGAUGGGGACGUCUGAAUGGUGGCAAGCUCAUCUGACUGCACAAAUGAAAUGGAGGGAGACUGCACAGACACAAGCUGCUCACAGAGUGACGGCAACUCAAAGCAAGGGCGGUAUGACUGGCAAGACGACGAUGGCCACACCUCCCCGCAGCACAGUGCCUGCACUUACCCAAUUGGUGGCGUCUCAGACUUCGACGUCGACGCGCAGCAGCAAUAGUGCGACGGCAAGGUCAGAUAUGCCCGGUCCGUCUGCCGCUUCUGCCGCUCCGCGCUCUGGUCUGUGGACCUACGCCGUACCUGCGCCAACAAAGCUCGAGGUGACUGCCUCCAUGUCUCUCUUCGGGGUCCCUGCCAUCGACUAUCAGGAUCCGUAUUAUAGCAACCCCGUCGAUGUACCGGCCUACUCUCGCGAGUAUGCAGGGAGAAGCUGGCGCUUUGCCUCGAAGACUAUUCGCUACUUACCGGACUUCCCUGUCAUGCAAUGGGCUCAAGACGAGGAGAAGGGGUUUGACGUCACUCCACCGGGAGGCUCAAAGUCUUUGGCUCGCAAUAUGUCCGCUCGUGCCCGCAGGGAGGACAUGGCUUCGCCUUUCAUAUCUCCGCCUAAGCCAUCGGAGGGUCCCAAGUGGUGGCAGUACGGUCCGCCCCCACCAAGCCGCGGCAAGGUGCUGAGCUGGUCACGUACACAACGCCGUAAGCAGCGCAAGCUCGUGAGGGCUCGCCAACGAAGAGCUGCGGCUGCCACGCAGGCGAAAGUCUCACAGCCCUCGGGAGGCUCCUUUGGCUUCAAGCUGAGUCAGCGAAAGCCGGCUCGAAAUGUAGUGCGGGAGAAGCAGCACAUGACUAUCCUAGCACUGGAGGUGCAUGCCAACACCCGCGGGACAUUGCUGCCGGACCCAACAAAAGACCCCAUCGAGGCUAUAGUCUACUCCUUUCAGAAUGAAGACGAGGGCCUCGACGACACAGGGUCGAGACCCGGUCUGAGGACAGGGAUGAUUAUCCUCAGCCCUGAUAUCGCUCGACCAAUCAUCGGCGACCGUCUCGGCCUCUCGCACCUUCCAAUCGUUGUCGUUGAGAGCGAGCUGGAGAUGUUCAACGCUCUGGUCGACUUGGUGCGAGAACUCGAUCCCGAGAUUCUCGUGGGCUUUGAGAUUCACAAUGGAUCCUGGGGCUACGUCAUCGAUCGAGCCAGGCAUACGCUGGAAUUCGACCUUGUCCCAGAGCUGAGCAGGGUGAACAACCAGUCGACGGGCACUGCCGGCGGCAAGGCCGACAAUUGGGGCUGGACGCAGACUUCUGCCCUGAAGAUCACUGGGAGACAUAUCCUGAACAUCUGGCGGCUGAUGAGGGGAGAGCUCAAUCUCAACGUCUACACGUACGAAAACAUCGUCUUUCACCUCUUGCACUCUAGAGUGCCCAAAUUUCCGCACACGGCAAUGACAGAGUGGUACUCCUCUGGCAGACCAUAUCACAUGGGCAAAGUCUUGAAGUAUUGGGUGGAGAGAGUGGAGACCGAUCUAUUGAUCAUUGAGACUUCCGAACUGGUCUUCAGAACAGCCGAAUUCGCUCGCAUCUAUGGCAUCGACUUCUUCUCGGUCAUCUCGAGAGGAUCGCAGUUCAAGGUCGAGUCGGUCAUGUUCCGUAUCGCGAAGCCGGAGUGCUUCCUCUUGCCCUCUCCCAACACCAAGCAAGUGGCUGAGCAGAAUGCUGCCGAGUGUCUGCCACUCAUCAUGGAGCCUCAGUCGGCAUUCUACAAGGGUCCACUGCUCGUGCUGGACUUUCAAUCCCUAUACCCGUCAGUCAUGAUCGCACACAACCUUUGCUACUCGACUUGCCUUGGCAGAGUAAGCAAGUUCCAGGGGACAGACAAAUUCGGUAUAGUCAAUCUCGAGCUGCCCAGUGGGUUGCUCAACCUGCUCAAGGACGAUAUCAACAUCUCCGCGAACGGGCUCGUCUAUGUGAAGCCUCACAUACGUAAGAGCUUGUUGGCAAAGAUGCUGACCGAAAUCUUGGAUACGAGAGUGAUGAUCAAGGGCAGCACCAAGGGAAUGAAGAGCGACAAGGCCUUCAUGCGACUCCAGAAUGCACGCCAGCUCUCUUUGAAGCUGCUGGCCAAUGUCACGUACGGCUACACGUCUGCCACGUUCUCGGGACGCAUGCCCUGUGUUGAGAUUGCAGACUCCAUUGUGCAAACAGGCCGAGAGACACUUGAAAAGGCGAUUGAGCUCAUUCAUGCGACCGGAAAGUGGGGAGCUCAAGUUGUGUAUGGAGAUACUGACUCUCUAUUUAUCUACCUGCCGGAUCGCAGCAAGGACGAUGCAUUCCGCAUUGGCAAUGAGAUUGCAGACGCCGUCACACAUCAGAAUCCCAAACCGAUAAAGCUCAAAUUCGAAAAGGUGUACUUGCCCAGCGUGCUGCUUGCGAAGAAGAGGUACGUCGGCUUCAAAUACGAAGCGUUGGACGAGGAAGUGCCGGAGUUCAAUGCCAAAGGUAUCGAGACGGUCAGGCGAGAUGGAUUCCCUGCCUUGCAGAAGAUGCUCGAGGCAUGCAUCAGGCUCCUCUUCACGACUCAGGAUCUGAGUCUGGUCAAGUCGUAUUGCCAAAAGCAGUGGAGGGCAAUCCUUCAAGGUGCAGUCGCUGCUCAGAACUUCACGAUCGCAAAGGAAGUCAGGCUCGGCAGUUACAGUGAGAAUGGCGUGCCACCUCCCGGCGCAGCCGUCUCGACGCGAAAGAUGCUGAGGGAUAGGCGGAGCGAACCUCAGCAUGCUGAAAGGGUGCCAUACUUCAUCACACAAGGAGAGCCAAAAGCCAAGCUCAACGAUCUCGCAGUCUCUCCUGAUGAGCUGAUCGCGAAUCCUCAGUUGCAGCUCAACGCCCUGUACUAUAUCCAGCGCGGAAUCAUCCCACCUCUGCAGCGCGUCUUCAAUCUGCUCGGAGCCGAUGUCGAAGCCUGGUUCAAGGAGAUGCCCCGUCCAGUCUCGAACUCGAGUCAUGCAUCGGCAACAAACGACAUGCGCCUGACGUUGAUCGACCACUACAAACGCGACGUCUGUUUGAACUGCGCUCGACCUACAGAGCGAGAUUUGUGCCUGGACUGUCGGCAAGAUGCUUCUGCGACGAUGUACUCUGUUCUUGCUGAGCACUCCGCCAGCACAAAGAAGGUGCAGGGCAUCGAAAGUUCCGACAGCACUCAGAGCUACAUCAGCAGACGAAUGGGUCUCAAGGGGCUGGUUUCCAAAUACUUGUGGUUGGGAGAAGGGUCAACUGGAAAUGGUGAUGAAGCCGUCGAGACGAAAUACUCUCAAGGGAUAGGAAACAAUGGUGCCACUGUUACAAGCAAUGGCAGAGGAGCAGCAAGGGACGCUCGCUUGACAGCUGUCACGUUCUACACUCGCCUCUUUGCACUCUUCUCCUUUUUCAUCGCCCUCUGCCUAGCCAUCGCUCUUACAGUGUUCCAGGAGAAGUGGGUUGGCAAGCCCUCUGGUCUCUCUGGCUUUCUCCUCUUCUGCAUCUCUUCCCUCCUGCUGGUCAUGAUCAUCUUGACAGCAGCACCUCUGGCGGCGGCAAGGACGCAGGGGAAGAAGGUGGCGCAGUUUGACAGGGCGUUGAGGGAAGAUCGAGUGGGCUUUGUGCUGAUGGGGUGGUGCUUGUCCGUGGGCUUCCUCAUCUCUCUGACCCAGCUCAUCUCGUCACUGGUCUCCAAAGCCUGCAAGGAUCCAUCAAAAGACCCUCAUGCAACCACAUCGCUGGGGAACGACGAUGACUACCAGAAGGCUCUGGGCAGCUUCUGUGGCACAAAAAGGGCAACUACUGCUUUCCUUUUGAUGGGCUGGCUAGCAUGCGUUGGCCUCAGUGUUGUCUUCUUGCUCAACUUCAGGCAAUCGCGCAAGGCAGGGCCUCGAAUUCCGCCCUUUGUGCAUCCUGGAGGAGCUUCGGAGGGACCUUUCCACGCAGUCGAGGGAGAGGACCCUGACGAUGACGCGUACGGCAAGGGAGCGCAAGAUGAGGACUAUGCUGCCAGGUAUCGCGGCUACGAUGACCAGUACAACUACACGGCAGCAGUUCCAGGCACACCCGCUCCACCGGGCUCGUACGUGAACCCGCUGGCCGACGUGCAAGCAAAGUACGGAAUGACACAGCCUCUGGCCAUCUCGCGCCCGUCGUACGACCCGCCUCAGCCCAGUCAGCCCAAUCCAGGGCCGCCCUCAAAUCCUUUUGCAGAGGCCUUGGCCAAUGCUCAGCCGCUGAUGAGCCGGCCACCUCCGGCUCCGGCAUAUGAGCAGCAUCCAGAGCCCAUCAAUGUUUACCAAGCCUAUGGAGGGUACGAGGGAGCGGGAGACUCUGGGCACGGUGAUGUACGUGUAUACCAGCAAGAGUAUGUAGAGCAUCCAUAUCAGAAUCAGGGAGGGUAUGCAGAGCAAGGCUACUAUGCCCAGCAGCAGCAGCAGCAGUAUGCGCCUGUAGAUUACCAGCCGCAUCCGAGGCGACCCUCAUCACCCAUCUCCUCCGCUGAGCGCUCCUCCCUUGCAGACGCUGACACCUCUCACGAUGCGCUGCUAAGCGUCAAGGUACCGUCGCCAGCCAAGAAGCGCUCCUCCCCAAGCAGGAGAGACGUCAAGGUGUCUCGCGAAGAAGGGCGCGGGCGCGGGCGCGAGGGCGAGAUGGAUGGGUAUGAUGGCGCGAGGGACGCCGGCGCCGUAUUUGCCACUCCCUCGCAUCAUGCCUUUGCCGUACCCAGCAUACCACCGCCACCGCCUGCUCACACUCAUCGCAUGCCAUACGAGCCGCCACCCACGCCCAGCGGUCUCUCCCAGCUGGCCCACCUGCUUGCUCCUGCGCCUCCGCUUCCCCUCUCUACCAGCGGCGCGUCUCCAUCCACCUCUCGCAAAGCGUCGGCGCUGAGUCCGUACGACGUCGCGGGACCUGUCUCUUCCUCGGCCUCUCGUCAGCGAAGCUUUCAUCCCGCGUCUAGUCCAAGGGCACCCAGCAAGUCUCCAAGACCGAAUACCUCGCAGGGCAGACCAGUAGAAGAACGCAACUCAGCAUCCGCGUCACAGUCCGACUCUGGCUCCAACGCUGGCUCCAGAGUGGAAGCUAGCUCGCCCUUUGAUGACGAUGAGGACGACGAAGACGAGGACGAGGAUGGGGAUGAAGACCUCGUGGAGGAGGACGCGCCCAUAGAUUGGUCGGCCAUUGAUGCCAAUGCCUUCUUCCAGAAUUGGCUCCUACCGGGAGGAAUAGGGGAGCAGCAAGAAGCGCCACCUUCCCAACGGCAGGUGGAGCCUGCCAACUUUGGGACGUCCAUGCUGCCACAGCAGGUGUACACGCCCAACGGGUCUGUAGCGCCUGUGAACCACAGCCUCUAUGGUCAUCAGCAACAAUCACACCAGCAGGACCAGCAACAACAGCAACAACAGGAUCAUUCUGUCCCAGCUGCCUCGCCAAAUCUUUCAGCCGCAAUUGAGAUUUUGACAAAGGUCCUCGGUGAAGGACAAGAGGUACCUUCGCAGGUCCUUGAGAUGCUGCUACAGUCCGUCGCGCCCACACUGGGCUAUCAGCCACCCACGCCUAGUCAAGAGCCGGGCAUCGACAGUCUCGUGCCUAUUCUGAAGGAUCUCAUCAAGAAGCAGCAACAGCAGGAGCAGCAGCAGAUGCAGAAUGAGAGUGUCCAGGCGGGCAACGGCUUAUCAGACGGUGUCCAGCAGCCUUGGUCAGGAGUCAUCCCUCAACCGCGGAGGUCUGCCGCUGGACCAUCCCCAAUGCCAAACGUCUCAUACAGCUCCAUGACGCCGCAUCAUCAGCCCUUCAAUUGGAUACCCCUAGCAACCCCGGCAGACGAUGACGAAGAGGAUGACGAGGACAAGGACCCGUCGUACAAUCCCACGACUCUCACAGGCGCACUGGGAAUUCAGGAUGCCCUGCAAGAGCAGAUGAGCCAAUUCCUCAAUUCUCCCUUUGCUGUAACUCCGGCGGGACCAAGCAGCAAUCGUCCGUCGCCUCUGCCUCAAGCGGUAUCUCACCAACCUAUCCAGUCUGCUGCAGCUACGGCAUCUGUUCGCUCUUCACCUCGCAAGGCCCAAACGCUUCAGAGGAGACUCUCAACGGGAUCUGCUUCUGAGAAGCAGUCUUCUGCCACCACUGCGCGUACUGGCAUUAAUGCAGCUGGACCCGUCUCUCCCUCACCAGCCAGCGAGAGCAGACUGGGACCUCGAGCAGAAGCGAGGAAGAAGGCGUCAGAAAAUUUGCGUUUUGGAGACGAAGCAGGGCCUUCUUGGGAUGCUCGGGGAGGAGGUGCGGCAGCCGGAAGGAAGAGCAAGAAGAGGGGCAGGGCCGACACAUACGACAGCGAGGACGAGAGCAGACAAUCUGCGCGAGAUCUCUCACGUAGUCUCCCAGAAGAUGCAUCGACGCGGCGUGCUACGGCUCGACGACGUGACAAGGGUCGUCACUCGAACGCUAGCUCUAGAAGGAAUGCAGGAGGUCGCGCUGGAGACGAGCAAGACAGGCUCGAUCUCACUCCUUCACGCUCUCCUUCUCCGUCUCGCUCCUCACCCAAUGGGAGAACCGAGUCGCCUACUCCUUCGCCUGUCAAGAAGCAAUCCAACGCUGGCCGCAAGCCCAUCUUUGAUACCGAAGAGGAGCGCAAGGCCAAGCGUGCACAGCAGAAUCGUCUCUACCAGCAAGAGUACCGUGCUCGGAAAAGGGCUGAGAAAGAUGUUCAGGUGGAUCGUUCGACAAGGGCUCCUGCUGCAGCAGCAGCAGCAACGGGCAAGGGCAAGGGCAACGCGUCUGCAGCGACUUCGACUGCAGGACAGGGCAGAGGUCAAAACAACAACAGGUCCGCUCAAAAGUUCACAUCCUCAGCAGCAGGCCAAGAGGACGCCGCCCGGCUGCGCGAGGAUUACGAGGAGAUGCGCGAGGAGAAUGCAGAACUCAAGGCGGAGCAGCGUCUCUUGCGUGCGGAGAUGGAGCGGCUGCGCAGGGAGAACGUCGAGUUGCGAGUCGAGGUUGAGGUUUCGAGACGUCUCGCCAUGGGAGGAGGUGGUGGAGGAGGAGGCAGCCACAGCAGCAAGGGUAGCGCUGCGCAGGGAGGAGGGGCUAGAGUCGUCUCACGCAGUAGAGGCAACGCCGGCAGCACUGCAAGGCGGGGUAAACGUCGCUCUGACCUAGAGCAACAGGACGAAGGAGAGGAUGCUUACUCUUCAGAUCAGGAGGGCUCCGCAGCGUCUGAAGGGUUCUCGGACAGCGAGCACGAGGAUCGUGAGCCCAGCGGCGCCUUCCGGCGAAGAGGUGAUAGUCGGCCCUCAUCAAAGACUACUGAGAGAAGGGCAGGCGGCAAUAGUCACAAUGCUCGGCCGAGAGACCGCGAGCGAGAUCGCGGGUCAGGCAGGCCUCAUCCUCACUCGAGAGGAUAUCGUUGAGUGCGGCACAGCGUAGUGCUCGGCAACUCCACAAGGACGCGACAGGCGGUAUUAUGCGAUGCCUUCUGGACGCUUGCCUUUUGGUCAGUGAUUUCAUUGUACAUGUACACCUAUGCUUCUCGACCGCCUCUGUAUCAUCCACAUUAGAGACUGCUGCAUCACUCAGCAGUCGCUUCAGAUCAAUUACACAUACCCCAUUUUGCCUGAACUUCUCAAUAUAAGAUCAUUUGCUCGCGGUGCUGCUC